UCAAAACUUUUUAUAUAUUGGUUCCACCUUGCAUUUUCUUUCUAGGGUUUUGUCAAAUUUCCUCGCUCAAGCUUUUGCAAUGGCGAGCUCGAAGUCAGUCGAUGCCUCCCUCUGGUGGGACCCUUUCAAUUCCCUCCUCACUGAACUCGAAAACGCUCCUAUGUCGUCGGACCUCCCUCCUCACCUAUGCAAAAAGUUGAAAGACAAUCACGCGUGGUUCGUAGACACCGUGUCGCUCUUCAAGCCGCCGAACGAGAAAUCGAAGGACGCUUUGAACUCACAGAAAGUGAUAAUUGGCUCUCACGAAUUAAAUAUACGCCCUGAUUUGAAAGAAAAUGCGUUGCGAAUCAGCUCCUACUUGGGUUUAGAUGAGGUGCAAUCGUACAUUCUUGUGGAUAGGUCUCUGGAGAGCAACAAUGUAGACUUUGAUUCUAUUGUUCGAGACUCUCUACACGCGAUUUUGCUUUGUUAUUACGUUGAGCGACAGUGCUUGCUGAAGUGUACCAGGCAGAUUCUCAUGCAUGCUUUAUUUGUUGGGAGUAACUUUAAAGAAGAUAAUGUAGUCAAGGAGGAGGCACAAAAGCUGAUUACCGAUGGAUUAGAAAGCCAAAUGAUCUGUGUCUUGGAGAACCUUCUAUCUUCCACUCAUCCAGAGCAAAUGGAUGUUGAUCUUUUCACUUUAUGGGCUGAGGAGACACUGACUGAAGACAAUUUGGUUUUGGAAAUUCUAUUCCUUGUGUAUUACGAGUCAUUUUGUACUUGUACUGGUGAGAAGUGGAUAAAUUUAUGCACGAUCUAUAAGGGAAUUAUACUUGGUUCUUAUAACAUUGAGAAGCUAGCAAUAUCGACUGAGGCACUGCAGUCUACUUAUGAUGCCAAAGUUCAGUUGCUACUCAUACUUAUCGAAUCCCUGGACAUCAAAAAUCUUCUACAAAUGGUUCACGAUGCGUUGCCUUUCAGGGCGGGCAAUUCAAUUUUCUCUUUGACUGAUAUCCAACAGAUUGAUUCACUAAUAUCCAGUUUUAGUGCUUUUGAAACAAAAGAAGCUGGCCCGCUAAAUCUGGCAUGGGCAGUGUUUCUCUGUUUGAUUACAUCACUUCCGGGAAAUGAGAGAAAUGAGCUUAUGGAAUUUGAUCAUGUUGGCUAUGUUCGUCAAGCCUUUGAAGCUGCUUCAUUAAGUCGUUUUCUGGAAAUUCUUCAAAGUGAGUUGUUAACGGCAUCAGAUGGACCUGCAGCUGGUUACCGAAGUGUCCUGCGAACUUUUAUUUCUGCAUUUAUUGCAUCGUAUGAGAUUAAUCUUCAGUUUGAAGACAGUACCCUCAACUUAAUUUUGGAUAUUCUAUGCAAGAUUUACCAAGGAGAGGAGUCACUUUGUAUCCAGUUCUGGGACAGGGAGAGUUUCAUCGAUGGUCCUAUCCGGUGUCUUCUUUGCAACUUGGAAGGAGAAUUUCCUUUCAGGAGUCUGGAACUUGUUCGCCUUUUAUCAGCACUCUGCGAAGGAAGUUGGCCUGCCGAAUGUGUGUAUAACUUUCUAGAUAAGUCUGUUGGUAUAUCGUCCCUGUUUGAAAUUACAAGUGAGGCCUUGGUGGAUGACAAUGCUCAGAUUGUUGAAACUCACAUUCCACUCCAUAUCCCUGGAAUUGAUGGUUUGCUCAUUCCUAGCAAAACUCGUGGACAUGUCUUGAAAGUCAUUGAUGGGAACACUGCUAUCGUGCGCUGGGAGUAUCAACAAUCCGGGGUGCUUGUAUUGCUAUUGCAUUUGUCCCAGGAGCUUUAUCUGGAUAGCAAUGAGGAAGUUCUUCUCACUUUUGAUCUGCUCAGUCGACUUGUUUCCUUUAACAUGGCUGUAUGUUUUUCUUUGAUGGAUAUUGGCAACUCAUUACAUCUUCAAGCCACUCGAACAAAUAGAGAAGUGGAGAAGAAUUUUUGGGUGGUUGAGGUCAUUUGCACUGUGAUAAGAAAUUUACCUCUUAAUCCCUUUGGUGCUGCAGUCAUGUCAAGGGGUGUCAACAUAUUGGCAAAUUUAUUGAAAUGCUCCCCCUCUCAUGUUUCCGCCAUUGCUCUGAAAGCAGAUAUCUUUGAUAUUGCCUCAAAGUCCAAUGCCUUCAAUGUGUGUUAUAAUGGCUCCUUGAGUGGGUCGUGGCUGUUAUCCGGAAAGCUUGCAAAGAUGCUUUUAAUUGACUGCGAGCAGAAUGAUUAUGACUUCCCAUUAGCUAUAUCAGUAUUGCACUUCACCAUGCAGCUUCUUGAGGCAGGAUUGGAGAAUGAUUUUCUUUUGGCUUUGAUUGCUUUCACGGUGCAAUAUAUACUAGUUAAUCAUGAGUACUGGAAAUACAAGGUGAAGCAUGCUCGGUGGAAAGUAACACUAAAGGCACUUGAAGUGAUCAAAACAUGCAUAAUCUCAAUCCCAUACUAUGAAAAGUUGGGCAGAGUCCUCCAGGAUAUGUUGCUAGCUGAUUCUUCUGUCCACAGCACUCUCUUUCGAAUCGUUUGCACAACACCACAAGCCUUAGAGAACCUUUAUAUGAGCCGCCUCUUUGACCCAAAGGAGAUUGAAGGCUUGCAGGUUGCUAUAGCUUCUGUCAUGAAUAUUUUAUAUCUCAUGCUUUCCAAAUUUUCUAAGGGUAUGACAUCCAGCCUUCCUAUGUUUCACCAAGCCAUUCUGUCACCUGCAGUCAGACCAAUUUCCGUUCCUGCGGCUGUUAUAUCCUUGUCAUCGUAUUUUCGCUGUCCUCCAAUACAGGUUGGCUCUGCUAGACUACUUACCAUGCUGUUGAUUACGGCAGAUUAUGCACAACCUUUUUUGCAUGGGAAUGCAUGUUUUAGUCUGGAUGAUAAGCAGAUUGCAGAUAUUAGGUAUUCUAUUAACCGCAUAUUACUUGAGCAGUCAAUGUGGAAUGAAGACCUAUUUUUGGCUACAAUCAAUGUGCUCACCGCUGCAGCGCGUUAUCAGCCUGCAUUUCUUGUUGCUAUUUUCCCUUCAAAAGUGAAUGUGGAUGCAUCAGUGAAUGACCCUGGUGGCGUGAAAAGGCUUGCAGAUGAAACUUCCUUUGGGACUCCAGACCUUGACAAAUCUUGUCCGAUAGAUCUACUGCUGCAAUAUGUUGAGAAAUCUGCCAAUUUUAUGAAGAGCAAUCCCCGCAUACUGUUCAAUGUGCUUGAUUUCCUGAAGGCAUUGUGGCAAGGGGCUGGCCAUUACAUAUAUAUUUUGGAAUCUCUGAAAAGGUCUGAGAAGUUUUGGAAGAAGUUAUGCAACUCUGUUUCAUCAUUUGCUAUAUCGGAUGCUCCUUCAGUGGAAAGUUUGACUGAAAUAGAGGCUCAAAAAUGGGCAUUCAAACAUCAUUGCCGCUGUGCUGCAUUGGAAACAAUGGCAUUGGACAUGUUCCUCCAGAAAAAGUUGUUAUUUUCUGAGGCACUUCUAAAAGGAUCCUCUGAAUUGAAGGAGAGGACAGAAAGUGCUGAAAAAGCGAAGUCUGUGAUUGAUGUUGAAUUGAAGGGUAUUUUGUCAAGUUGGUGUGAGAAAUCUGUUUUAGGCAGCCUCAUCAGAUCAUAUACAUAUUCUCAAUAUGACAACAGUACAUUUUUUCGUGCAAAGGUUGCUGCAAGUGCAAUAACAGUACUUGUGAUGGGUAAAUUAGCUGGUGGAGAUUCAGGAAGUUUGUCUAUUUCAUUGCUGGAGAAGAUCCUUGGCAUCUGUGAAAAAUUGAAAUGUCAGCCAGCGUUUUCUGAAUUGGCUGCGCAAUACAAAGGACGGGGUUACAGUGAUGGUAAGGAGCUACACACACUAAUACUCAGCGAUCUUUACUAUCAUCUACAAGGAGAACUUGACGGCCGAAAGAUUGGUCCAGGGCCAUUCAAAGAACUCUCCCAAUUUAUAAUUGCAUCGAAUUGUUUUCAGGCUUAUCAGUGUAAGCGUGACUCUGACAUUUCUAUAAAUUCAAAGGAUGAAGCUUUGUUUGAUAUUGCACGAGUCCGAGCAGAUUUGGGGUUGGACAAGUGGGAUUAUUCAGAGUGGAAGACGUCCAAAGAAAUUGUAAAUGCAAUGUUGGAUUGGUUCAAGUAUGCAAACUCAAUGGUGUUGCUUGCUAGUUCGAGGUUUUACGCACUAAAAGCAUUAAUAACUGUUUUGACUUUGUAUGAGGAUAAUUCAAGGGGGAAUACAACUGGAGGGAAGAUCCCUGAGCAACUUGUUUCUUCUUGUGUUGAUCACAUAUGCCAAUAUUUCCACACUGCAGUGGAAUCACUAGCUCCAGUACUGGAUGCAUCUGAAGAUGUCCUUGACUUCCUUGGAGCUCAAGCAGAACUACUUCUCCAUCUUAUGAGAUCUGUAUGGAAAAGCCUGCCAUUAUCUGAUUGUGUACUUGUUUUAAAAACUGCGGGUUUUGGCCUCAAGGUGCUCUUCGACUUCCACUCAUCAGUUAGUAGGGUAAAUACAGUAAUCAAGCUUUUACUUGUGUUACAACUUUUGGCUGUAGAAAUUAUCUGCCAAAGCCCGCAUUUGGGUGGGGUGAAUGAUGCGGAAUCGGUUAAAGUUGCUGAGGUUUCUAAUUUGAGCUUAGGGCUAAUACCAACUCUCUGCACUGGCAUUGCAACUGUUGAACAUUGGACUCUCGCCCUUACUACCAUUGACUUAAUACUAAGAUGUGUUUUGACACCCCAGACUUGGUUUCCAGUUAUACGGAAACAUCUCCCCUUGCAGCAUUUGACUGUGAAGCUUCAGGAUAAAAGUUCUCUUGCAUCAAUUCCUGGUAUAUUGAAGUUCUUUUUGACCCUUGCAUAUGUCAGGGGUGGUGCUGAGAUGCUUCUGAGUGUUGGUUUUUUCUCCUCCCUAAGAAUGUUGUUUGCUGACUUAUCUGAUGAUAGAUCUUCCACCGUAAUCAUGAACAAAAAGAGUCCCUUCACUUUAUCUGACGGAACUGAAAAGCCUCAAAAGAUUUGGGGGCUUGGCUUGGCUGUGGUCACUGCUAUGGUUCAUUCCCUGGGAGACACUGCUUCUUGUGCUGAUAUUGUGGAAAAUAUGAUACCUUACUUCUUUUCUGAGAAAUUUUAUCUGAUUUCUUUUUUUCUCAAUGCUCCUGAGUUACCAACCAAUAACAAUGACAAGAAAAGACUUCGGGCACAAAGAACUCAAAUUUCUCUCUCUGAUCUUAGGGAAACAGAGCAUACCCUCAUGCUUAUGUGUGUCCUAGCAAAACAUUGGAAUUUGUGGGUUAAGUCUAUGAAAGAAAUGGAUUCGCAGUUGAGGGAGAAAUGCAUUCAUCUUUUGGCAUUUAUUAGCCGGGGAACUCAAUGGCUUGGAGAUUUGCCAAGGAAUACUGCCCCUCUCUUUUGCCCUCCUGCCCUCAAAGAGGAGUUUGAUUGGUGCAAGAAACCAUCACAUGUCAACAGCAGAAAUGGAUGGUUUGCUCUUGCACCCCUUGGUUGUGAGGCAAUGCCAAACCUUUCGGCUGUCUCAAAUGCAACAUCUGCUCUCUUAAUCGUGGGUCAGUCAACUGAAGGCACUAAUCUUGCUUCUCACACAGUUUUCUCUGAUUCUGUUGCUCUGCAAAUAUACGUGAUCGCAUUUCUUCUUUUGAGAUUUCUCUGUUUACAAGCUGAGGGUGCUUCUGAAAGGGCCGAGGAGUUGGGUUUUGUUGAUCUUGCUCAUUUUCCUGAGCUCCCAAUGCCUGAGAUAUUACAUGGCUUACAGGAUCAAGCAAGUGCUAUUGUUUCUGAAGUGUGUGAGACAAACAAAUCAAAACAUAUUCAUGCUGCAACCCAGUCUGUCUGUCACUUACUCCUUCAAAUCAUGGAAAUGGCUUUGUACUUGGAAUUGUGUGUUUUACAAAUAUGUGGAAUAAGACCAGUUUUGGGGCGUGUGGAGGGUUUUUCGAAAGAAAUCAAAUUACUGUUUAAAGCAAUGGAGGGCCAUGCAUUCUUAAAAGACUCAGUGAAGUCCUUGAAGCAGAUAAUAUCACUUCUUUACCCUGGACUGUUACAGAGCGAGGGCCUUUUGUGAAAAGCAGAAGAGAACAUAUUGGGUUUGGAAGUGAAGAAAGGGAAAACAGAAGUGUUUAGACUAUUCUGAUUAUUACUUACUAAUUGUUACCUCAUAUAAUCUGUUUAAAGAAAAUGUAAAAGUAUGCCCUCACAUUCCUCCUGUAGAAUACGUCUGCAUUUUCUUCCUGCCAUUCUUGUUUUAGAAGAGUGAGCAGAUGAUGCUGGCUAGGGAAGAGACUUUUGUACAUUUUGUGGUGAUUGAUUCAUGAUGAUGAUGACAUGACAUCAAAACUAUCUUAAUUAUAAGUCUGAUGAAAGAUCAAAGAUGUA
Messenger RNA from Tripterygium wilfordii, 6309 nucleotides. RefSeq lists its product as uncharacterized. Gene Ontology annotation, cellular component: nuclear pore inner ring. Bases 80 to 5998 code for a protein of 1972 amino acids. Gene Ontology annotation, biological process: RNA export from nucleus; protein import into nucleus. The transcript has 32 exons. Gene Ontology annotation, molecular function: structural constituent of nuclear pore. Lineage: Eukaryota; Viridiplantae; Streptophyta; Magnoliopsida; Celastrales; Celastraceae. The record is from RefSeq and is a predicted model, not a curated record.